GGGAAAAGGGUUGAUAGGUGUAAGAAUCGAGGAUUCAUAGUAAACAACGCUUAAACAUACGAAUACGGUGCAAGCAAGUCAAACACUGGAAGACGAGACGAUGAAUGAACAAAUGCAUCUCACCAAAACCCUCCGCAUACCUCCAACACACGACUCGACAAUUUCCCCCCCCAACUCCCCAACAUUACCAUCGCCCUUCUCCAACCACUCCCACCACCACCACCUCCUCCUCCUCCUCCUCCUUCUCCGGCUCCGCCCCAGCCACAGCUAAGCAACGCCACGACUCUAUUUAAUCCUUUAAACCAAGUCAAAUUUUUAUCAUAUCCUUUUCUGUAUAAAUUAAAAGAUAAAAAAUGCGAAGCGAAGAAGAAACAAACAACACAAGUGGGAUGGGGUUGUGUGGUGGGGUGUCACGCAGAAUCCCGAUGCUCCCUCUCCCUCUCUUCUGUUCUAGUGCUUAUGGCCGUUAUCUCCUUGGACCUUUUUCUCGGAUUCAUGUUAAUUGAAUUCAUCUCAUUUCUUCGAGACUUGUAUCCUAUUCCUAUUCCUAUUCCUCCCCACAUGCUUCCUCUUCCUGCUUUUAAGCGUUAACCACACCACCAUCGUUUCCAUCUAUCCGGAACUACUAACAAUGGUGAGAAAGAGGGCCGCUUCCGAUAUGGAACUCCAAACUCCCACCGGAGGACAUGAACACCACAGGAUGUUACGUCGACCACCCUCAACAAAUCCCCUCGACGUUGUCGGUUUUGGAGGAUUAUCGCCGUCGUCCACCGCCACCUCCGUUGGCCACCAGCACCAGGAAAGGCAAAAUUUUAACAAUGAGAACAACAGUAAUAGUGAUGCACCUGCUCAUCAUCUUCUUUCGGGCGUACCUGUAACUCCAGCUGCCGGUAAUAUAAACAACAUUGGUGGUCAUCUCCCCAACUACUCCACUAUGACGCUACCAUCAUCAUCUUCCACAAAUACGGCUCAUGUGAUGUCACUUCCGACAAAUCGCUCUACCGCCACCUGCUCAACUAAUUACAUGGAUACUAUUCCGUCAGCAAACAAAAACCCUCCUCCUCCUCCGUUAUGCGUCUUCUCGGGUCUUCCUUUGUUUCCCCCCGACAGAAAUUACUACCAUUUGUCAAAUAUAACUAGUACUACUUGUCCGACGCCCACCGGAGUUGUAGCGGCGGGUUCUCUUGCUCCUCCACCAUCAACUAAUAAUACCAACACCACCGGGAUGUCUUUCUUGACAGGCGGAGGCGGUGCUAACAACAACACUAUCAUGCCGGCGGAUGACAGCAUAUCGGCGACGGCGUGGAUUGAUAGCAUCAUAAAAGACCUUAUUCACAGUUCGACAGACGUCUCCAUACCCCAUCUGAUUCACAACGUACGAGAAAUCAUCCAUCCUUGCAACCCUAAUCUCGCCACCCUCCUCGAGUAUAGGCUUCGGUCUUUGACAGAUCCUCCUCCGAAUCUAGUAGAUCAGCAAUUGACUCAUGAACCGGCUGAUAAUUUUAACGCGAGAGUGAUGAUGAUGAGAGGGAAAGACGCACAAGCCUCAUCGUCGACUGUGAGGCAACAGCAGCAGCAUUCGCGUAGUACGAUUCAGUCUACUAUUUCGGCCUCGGGACUUGAAAGUAUGUUCCCACUCCCCCUUCCAGAUUCACAGCAGCAGUUGAAUAAUCAAUCCCAUCUUGAUUGGGGUGGAGUAAACAACAGCGGCAAUGACGAUUACAACGCCGGUGGGGCUCCUCCUCCUCCUCCUCCUCCUGGUCCUGCACUUAUGUCUUCCUCCGGCAACCAGGAACAACAGCAGCAGGACUCUCCGCCAUCACAACCAUCACCACAAGCCGAUCAAAACGCAGUAGCUGCGUCGGCACAAGCGGCGGCAAUGGUGUUGAGAGAGAAGAAGAGGGAGGAGAUGCGGCAGCAGAAAAGAGACGAACAAGGUCUACACCUGCUUACCUUACUCUUACAAUGUGCGGAGGCAGUUUCAGCCGACAAAUUCGAAGAUGCCAACAAGAUGCUAUUGGAGAUCUCGGAGCUAUCAACACCCUACGGGACUUCCGCUCAGCGUGUUGCCGCUUACUUCUCAGAAGCCAUGUCUGCUAGACUAAUGAGCUCUUGCCUUGGGAUCUACACCACCCUUCCGCCCAAUAUAGCAGUUCAUCAAGGGCUGAAGAAGAUGACAUCCGCCUUCCAAGUGUUCAACGGCAUCAGCCCUUUCGUCAAGUUCUCACAUUUCACAGCCAACCAAGCAAUACAAGAAGCAUUCGAGAGAGAAGACAGGGUGCACAUUAUCGACCUCGACAUCAUGCAAGGCCUGCAAUGGCCUGGUCUUUUUCACAUAUUGGCAUCCAGACCCGGCGGUCCACCGUUCGUCCGACUCACCGGAUUAGGCAACUCGCUCGACGCGCUGGAAGCCACCGGAAAACGUUUGUCGGACUUUGCAGACAAACUUGGACUCCCGUUUGAGUUCUCGGCGGUGGCUGACAAGGUCGGAAAUUUAAACCCAGAAAGGUUGAAGGUGAGCAAGAGGGAGGCCGUCGCCGUUCACUGGUUGCAGCAUUCUCUUUAUGAUGUCACCGGCUCCGACACCAACACUUUAUGGUUCCUUCAAAGAUUGGCUCCGAAAGUGGUGACAGUGGUAGAACAGGACCUGAGUCAUGCUGGGUCGUUCUUGGGGAGGUUCGUGGAGGCGAUUCAUUAUUACUCGGCGUUGUUUGACUCACUGGGAUCAAGCUACGGGGAAGAAAGCGAGGAGAGACACGUGGUGGAACAACAGCUGCUAUCGAAGGAGAUCAGGAAUGUUUUGGCCAUUGGAGGUCCUUCAAGAAGUGGUGAACAGAAGUUCAAUAACUGGAGGGAGAAGCUGGAGCAAUGUGGGUUCAAGGGUAUAUCUCUCGCCGGAAAUGCAGCUGCUCAGGCGACUCUCCUCCUUGGGAUGUUCCCGUCGAAUGGUUACACUUUGGUGGAGGACAAGGGUACGCUCAAGCUUGGCUGGAAAGACCUAUGUUUGCUUACUGCUUCUGCCUGGAGACCUUAAUAGGGCCACCUAUAAAUGGAUCGAAACCCCAACCACGCUUGAUUUGAUUCAAUGUGAUGGGUGAAAAAAGGAGAUGGAUCAAUCUAUUUGGGGUAUUAUAGGGAAAAAAAAAAAAAGAGAAUCAAGCAAGUACAACAAUUUUUGAAGGAUGGCAGCCUUAUGAACACUGUUGUUAAUCGAGUUAUGUUCAUAAUCCAUUGUUAUAAAUUUUUGGUUCCUACAAUAAUACGUCAU
This is a messenger RNA of Lactuca virosa, 3268 nucleotides long. NCBI's taxonomy places the organism in Eukaryota, Viridiplantae, Streptophyta, Magnoliopsida, Asterales, Asteraceae. The record is from the annotation of a GenBank genome assembly.